Messenger RNA from Sorex araneus (European shrew), 5115 nucleotides. It is a transcript of the gene FRMPD2, whose product is annotated as FERM and PDZ domain containing 2. Lineage: Eukaryota; Metazoa; Chordata; Mammalia; Eulipotyphla; Soricidae. Gene Ontology annotation, molecular function: protein binding. The transcript has 30 exons. The coding region runs from base 44 to 3946 and encodes 1300 amino acids. Gene Ontology annotation, cellular component: cytoskeleton. The record is from RefSeq and is a predicted model, not a curated record.
CCGGGUCAUUGUUGAAAAGCUGUCCAUGAUGAAGACCUAGGUCAUGGAGACUUUCGGAUGCAUCCCUGAACACAGGACACAGGACACAGGCAUGAGUCCAGCACCUGUGACUCUGGCCAGUGCCCUGCAGGUCAGGGGUGGAGCUCUGUCAGAGGAAGAAAUCUGGUCUCUCUUGUCACUGGCUGCUGAGAGGCUCCUGGAAGACCUCCGUGAUGAUGCCUCAACUUAUGUGGUCUGCCCCUGGUCAACUUUGCUUUCUGUGACCGGAAGUAUUUCUUUCCACAACCGUAUUUCUCUCAUUGAGGCGGCUCCUUUCAAGGCUCCUGAACUGCUGCAUGGACAGAGUGAUGGUGAACAACCUGAUGCAUCACAGUGGCAUGUGUAUUCUUUAGGAAUGACCCUCUACUGGUCAGCAGAAUUUCGUGUUCCACCAAAACAGCCCCUGCAGCUCGGUGAGACCUUGCAUUCUCUUCUGCUGACCAUGUGUGAAGACCAACCUCGAAGGCGACUGCCAUUGCAGUCGGUUCUGGAAGCCUGUUGGGCUCAUCGGCAGGAAGUGGCUGGAUCCCCGGCCUCUGCCGGUCUCCAUGUCAGCCAGCUGGUCACUUUGGUUUUGGAUACCAUCUCUCAGGUGGAGAAGAGAGUUGUGGAAGAAAAGUCCUUUGUGCAGCAGGACAGAAGUUAUCUACUCAGAGCCAGGCUGCAUCAAGCAAGCUGUGAGAGGCCACCUGCAGUUUCAGAGAGAAACACAGAGACCCAGAGCUCCCUGAAGCCGGCUCCAAGUUUCUCCACACACAGUCACUGCGGUGUCUUUGUCAACAGUGCUCUUCCAGCUGAAGUUCCCCAGGACCUUGGGGAAAGCCAGGAAGGCCAGAAAGACCGGCAGUUCAGCUCAGAGUCCGAAUGUGCUCUCUCCAUGGCUGCAGAUAACUCCCUGCCUGCAAGUCCUUCUCAAAGAGAUUUCCUGCAAAGAAAGGGAAAGUUUUCCAGACCCGAGUUCCUCCUGCUGGCUAGAGAGGCCCCGGUGACUUUGCACCUGCCUGGAUCAAUUGUGACAAAAAAGGGAAAGUCAUAUUUGGCCCUCAAGGACAUCUGUGUGGUGCUGCUGAGUGGGCAGUGUUUGGAGGUGAAAUGUGACGGCACAUCCACAGUGGGAGCCAUCUUCAACGCCGUCACAGCCUUUGCCAAUCUUGUGGAACUCACCUACUUUGGCUUGGCCUACAUGAAAGACAAAGAGUUCUUCUUCUUAGACAAUGAGACCAGAUUGUGCAAAAUAGCCCCUGAGGACUGGAAUGAGCAGCCCCCCAAGAAGACCUGGAAUACCUUCACUCUCUUCCUGAGGAUAAAGUUCUUUGUCCAUGAUUGUGGGCUGAUCCAGCAGAGUCAGACCAGACAUCAGUUUUACCUGCAGCUGCGGAGAGACAUCCUGGAAGACAAGCUACACUGUGAGGAAGAGAUGUUGUUGCGGCUGGCAGCUCUCGCUUUGCAGGCUGAGUUUGGCAGUUACCCCACAGAGCAGGUAGAGAGUAAAGCCUAUUUUCGAGCUGAAGAUUAUAUCCCAGCCAGUCUGAUUGAGAGGAUGACCAUGAAUCGGGUGCAAGUCCAAGUGUCAGAGAUGCACCGUCUCAGUCCUGUGCUCUGGGGAGAAGACGCUGAGCUGGAGUUCUUGAGGGUCACUCAGCAGCUCCCUGAAUAUGGAGUGCUGAUUCACCGAGUUCUCCCAGACAAGGCGAGGCCUGAAGGGGUGAAGAUGGCCUUGGGAAUCUGUGCCGAGGGUGUCAUAGUCUAUGAAGAGAAAAACGAUAGCAGAAUUGCAACUAUACGGUUUCCGUGGAGAGAAAUCGGGAAGAUUUCGACUUACCGGAAGAAGUUUACCAUCACAAGCAGCAUCACUGGGAUAAAGCACAUAUUUGUCACUGAUUCAGCCAAGACCUGCAAAUAUUUACUGGGUCUCUGCUCUGCUCAGCACCGAUUUAAUGCUCAGAUGAGAUCUCAGGGAAUUGCAACUGUGCUAUUUAGCUGCUAUAAAUGUGUGCAAAUGGUCAAUCCAAGUCUUGCACAACUGACUCCAUCCAAGCCUCUCACUUGGAUUCAGAAAUUAUCGUGUACAGGAAGCAUACUGUUCAAACCCAGACUGGAGGAUUCUGCAGGAAGUCUGCCAUGCAAGUUACUGGACGCAAGCAAUGUGGAAACGACCAAGGAGGUGAGGACAGGAGGAAUGGGAGGCAGCACCUGCACUGGCCAGGAGCAGCCACAGAGCAUCUGUUUGAUCCAGAAGCUAACACCUAUCAACCCUGAUUCUGGACCAUCUGUUCAGAGCACAUGCACAGAUGCUUUGAUUCCACCUCUAGGGUCGCAAAGUGAAAGGAGAAAGAGCUUUUCCGCUGUGUCUGAUGCAGACAUCAUGCAUGUGACUCUGAGCCGGGACCCGUGUCACGGUUUUGGUUUCGUCAUUAAUGAUGGAGACGACGCAGGAAAGUUGCGCCCUGGCCUCUUUAUAUCCUGUAUCAUACCUGGGGGACCAGCCGACAAAACAAAAAAGCUCAAACCAGGAGGGCAGAUACUAGCCUUGAAUCACAUCAGUCUGGAGGGCUUCACAUUCAACAUGGCUGUUAAAAUGAUUCAGAAUGCUCCAGACAAGAUAGAAUUACUCAUUUCUCAGCCCAAAGACAGCCUGAGCAAUGGAUACCAGGGAAGAUUUUCACCGCACAAGCAAGAACAGGUGCGAAGUAAUAGAGAGCAAGAAGGGACUGGACUUCAGAGCUUUAUGCCCACGCUGAGACCCCAGCUUUCCUUCCUGCAGUUAAAGGGUGCUGGUUCCUGUCCUCUAGCAUUUCCAGAGGUCAAUGCCAAUGAAAUCUACUUUGUGGAACUGGCUAAAGAAGAUGGGACUCUUGGCUUCAGUGUAACUGGUGGCAUCAACACGAGUGUCCCCUAUGGUGGUAUCUAUGUGAAAUCCAUCGUUCCUGGAGGGCCAGCGGCCAAGGAAGGACAGAUCCUGUGGGGUGACCGGCUCUUGCAGGUGGACGGCGUGAGUCUGGGUGGCCUCACCCACAAGCAGGCUGUGCAGUGCCUUAAGGGGACUGGGCAGGUGGCAAGGCUGGUCUUAGAGAGAAGAGGCCCCAGAACUGCACAGCAGUGUCCUUCGGCUAAUGACAAGAUGGGAGAUGAAGGCACUGCAGUUUCCCUGGCAACAGCCUUGCCUGACAGGCCCCCACACUGCAUCUCAGCGACAGAUGGUCCUAAGUUUGAAGUGAAACUAAAAAAGAAUGCCUGUGGUUUGGGAUUCAGCUUCGUGCAGAUGGAGGGAGAGAGCUGUGGCCAUCUCAAGAACUACCUUGUGAGAAUUAAGAGGCUCUUUCCGGGGCAGCCGGCAGAGGAGAAUGGGGCCAUCGCAGCUGGGGACAUCAUCCUGGCUGUGAACGGAAGGCCCACAGAAGGCCUUGUCUUCCAGGAGGUGCUCCAUUUACUGCGAGGGGCCUCACAGGAAGUCACGCUGCUCCUUUGCCGCCCCCCUCCAGGUGUCCUGCCUGAGAUGGAUCCGGGAUGGCAGACACCCGUGUUCUCAGCAAACCAAGAAUUCUUCAGAGCAGCAUGCACCGACUCAGAACAUAGCCCCAGCCUGGAUCAAGAGGACUUGCAGAGGGACAGUGUCUCCCCAGAUGCAGAGGAGGGCCUGGGUCUCAGUUCAGAGUCUUUCCAAAGGGCCACCAGAGAGGCACAAUGUGAACAAGACCUAAGAAGUCCCUGGGCUGCCUCUCUCAUGCAUUUUCAGGAUCCCCACCCUCAUUUAUGCAAGCGUCAGCAAGAAAUGGAUACAUUAGCACGGACUACCUCUUUGGAGAAGGACAUAAGGCAAAACUGCUAUUCAGCUUGUGAUGUCAGGAGAAUUGAGAGAUUUUCCUACUCAUCCCCUCUAACCAGACUUCCAAGAGAUAUUCUCUGAGCACCUUCUCUGCAUGUUGAAACCUGUAAUAGACUGUUUCUGCGUAGACUGCUCUUUCUCAUCACCAAGCAGGAGGCCAACUCAGCUCCGGGAGUUAUUCUUUGACCAUUGUGUCUGCAGCUUCUCAGUCAGACAAUGAGCUUCACCUUUUGUCUGCUUCCUGCAUUGCCUGUGGCGUAAAUGUCAUUCUUUCUGGCUGCUUCUCCAAAUAGAUACUUUUUCAAUGACCAGGAAAGGAUGGAUUUGAAGGUCACCAGCCUGAGUCAUCUCAAUUUCCUUCUUUGGGUCCUGUCUGAUUCCUUUGUUCCAUAACAAAUCAUAACUGCAGUAGAAAUAAUAAGCACUUUCCUUUUACUACUUAUCCUGUGCCAGGAGCCAAAGAUGGCUAUUUCAGAAUUAUAAAAUUUAAGCAGCUGAACAAUCUGUUUCUUGACCUUCCCAUUUGCCAGAUGAGAAAACUGAGGCUACAGAGAAGUUAAUAAACCUGCCUGGGUUUUGAUCAUCUCUGCUUGUCAGGUGUAGUUGGUGUUAGUACUGCUUUGAAUGCAAGUCCCUCCUGGUCUCCUGGACUUGGGAAAUAGUAUGUGCUGCCUUUAUCACAGCAUUGACUACCGGCAGUGUGUUAUCUAUUCACUGUUCAAUCUUCUAACUAAAUCUGGAUAUCUUGGGGCAGCAGAGAGAGCUCCCUUGACUGGAGCACAUGCGUUGCAUGCAGGAAACUGGGUUCAGUCUUUGACAAUGCUUGGUCCCCUGAACACUACCGAGCAUGGCUGAGUGUGGCCCCCACAUCUCCUGGCAAAAAACCAAAACAUUAAAAUAAACAACCUAGAAAAAUCGAGCCUAGAAUAGCACCUGUGCCUUCAUAGUCCCUUCUAUGCCUUCUAUGCCUUCAAGGCAGCCAAUGUCUGGAACAUCUGAAAGGCUGGUCCUCCUGAGACUGGACUUGGUGAGUAUCCUCAAGGGCACAGCAAGGUGAGGAAGGAAUUUAUCAUCAAUAUGAAAGACGCACAGUUUUCUGUUUUCUAGUCUUGAACUGCACCAGGAAGAUGAGGAAGGUUAUAUGUGUCAUCCCUCUGAAGGCCCCGUUUCCACUGUGAUGGAUGAAAUGUACCUUACCAUCUACUCUGCAUCAGAAGGUCAGCUGCCCUGUGGCGAAUGUUUGGAGGCAG